UUAGCUCCUAGUCGAGGCCGCCUGACGAGCGGCAAACCCCUAGCGUUCAGUGUUUCCGCUUCCUCCGUAGCAGGCGUUACGCGCGCGUACUAUUUCUCCUCCGUCCACGGUUUUUCCCGUGUGUAUUUUCAAAAAAGUGCAACACCGAUUCACCUGUACGUUCGACAUCGAAGUAUCUAGCGAGUGACGUUCAAUUAAUUCGUGAAGCAAUAUCGGUUCGGUUCAAUUCUGAAACCUUCUCGUUUCGCGAGUUCUCGUGCAUUUUCCUAGAACCAGUGUCAACGACGUAAGUCGGGCAUUUGUGAUUUGAUUAAUUCUCUGACAUUUCCCAUUUUUUUUUUCGCGGAAGCUGACCUAUAACAUUUUUCCACCUGGUCAGGGAGGUGCGCUGAAAUUUUGCCAUCGCAUGUGACACGAAACGGUCUCACAGACAUUAGAUGUUUAUUAUUAAUAAUUAAAGUUCCAACGUGUUUUGUAAUUCAAAACGAAACUUUUGCAUACAUACAAUCAAACUGAAUUAUUAAAUCAUCAAUUUCAGAAAUCCCUAACUGUUAUAAUAGAAAGGAAGCAAUAAUCGAUCUUCAGUGAUAACAAUCGAAAUCCUCGUGAUGACGAGAUAGUUUCUAGUGAAUAGAAGAAGUGAUCGAAACAACGAUCCAAUACAAAAACGUGACAGUGCUCGAAUACAAGUUCUCAUUUUUCUGGUCUCUUGUCCUGGUUUUGUUUUCCGCAAGAAGCUUUCCAGAAAAGAAGAACCGCCACUACGGAUUCCAACGCUUCGAAGAAACCAUUGGAAUGACUUUCUUCAAGUGUCAUCUGAACAACGAGAUGCAAGUACAAUGUGCUACACGGAGAUCCUGAAGGAUCAUCCUGCUGUAACGUGGUUAUGGCGUAAUGAAGGAAGAAGAAUGCAGCACGGCAGAGGAUGCUAAAUGAGCCCCAGUCAUCAGAGAGGUGCAUGUCCAGACUAUCAGAGAGCUAUAUACAAGGCAGAGAAACGCACGUUUCUGAGAGGACACCGAAGUGGAAACAAACACGUGUGUGGAAGAAUACGCGGUCCAUACCUGGUCCGCCAUUUAGGCGGCAUGGUCCUUUGGGCCACUAUACUAUUCCUGCAAGGAGCUGGUUUUGUCGGCUCAGUGACAGGUAUUCCAGGAGUUCCAGAAAAUAUCACGGUGAUGUUCCUAAAUCCAACGUCUGUCCGCGUAUCUUGGAGCACCAGCCAAGUGGAGCAAGUGGAGAAAUACGACGUCACGUACAAGCCAACAGAUGCCAGGAAACACAAUGACAGUUACAGGGUGGUGGCGGUGGUCGCAGGAAACAGCGAAGCGGUUACACUCAGCGGCCUUAGGGCUGACACACAGUAUCAACUUGUCGUCACCGCCGUCAGAGCUGGCAAAAAGUUUCGAAGUCGACCGAUCGUCUUCCGUACGCUAGAGCCGCCAAGAACAUCACCUCAACAGGAUGCAGCGGUAACUGAUGGCCCUCUUCCACCUCCGCCACCUUCUUCUCAACAACCGCAACCCUACAUUCAAGUUCGUGGUGUAGAAGUGGGCAUCGUGGUGUUGGUGUUGAUCUUCUGGGCGGGCGCGAUAGCGUUAUUUUUCAACCGCUGGGGAAAAAUUCGCAUGUUGCUGCCAUACCAACCUGAUUACAAAGAACAAUUGAAGGUUCCAGGGACCGGGGUAUGCACAGCGGCGAACUCUGCAUACACGCAACACCCGACUCAACACAACUGCUCUCAGCAUCUGCACUGGUCGAGCCAUCACGUGGACUCCUUGGACAGCGGAGGUGGUUUAGGGUGGCCGAGAACAUCCAGGCCGAGGGUGAAUAGCGCCAUCGACGUAGCCGGCUUCCUGUCCCAGGAAUUCUUACGACGGCACGGUUCAACGUCGAAAUUGUGCCGGAAGGUUCGCAGUGCAGAUAAUUUGCCGUUGGCAUCGACGAAUCGACAAGAUCAACGUAUCUCAAAGGAAGAUGGCAUCGAUGGCGACAAAGAGUCCUUCUUAAAGCCGACACAAGAAGAAAAAUACGAGGAUUUGGAAUCGAAGAGGCAGGGCAGCUUAGAAAGCGGUCCAAAAGAUAAUCCUGAAGUAUCCUUGCUUGACCCUAAUCAUCAACAACAGUCUUCAAGGGAUUCUCCGAUAACGUCUUCAUCAUCGUUCGUCGGACGACGUUUCGGGGGAUGGCGAGCCGGCGGCAGUCACGAAUAUGUUCGCUGUCCUGUACGACAACCCGCUUCCAUGGAUGAGCGGUGUUAUCGGCGAUCCUGCGAUUCCGACGCUCGUCUGACCCGUUGUCAUCAUCAUCACCGGCGCGGAGGGAUCGAGCGGCACUCGAAGAGCUGCGACUACGCGCGACGCACCCCCGAGUCGAGCAUCGAGGUGCAACAUUUCGGUCUGCCGAUACUCAGCGUAAGCGAACCCAGCCCGCCGGACGAAAACGACAGGGUGGACGAAUAUUUGUAGGACUUGCUUGUCGAGGAAUUCCUUCAGGAAAUCCUCGUCUGAUGAUGAUUCGUCAUGCUUCAGAAGCUGUUGAGUUUGUGCUCAACCAAAGGGGUUGAAGGGGUAAGCUCGAUGCAAAACUUUCAGUUGCAAAGAUGAUUCUCGAGAUCGUCUUCGAAACGAAGUUUAGGUGAUUCUUUUGCGUUCGAACUUGACGAUUGACCCCAGGUGAGAAACGUGGAGUAUGUGGGUCCAAAGGUAUUUGUAAGCAGAACUAAAUGAUUCUAAACGAAAAUUUGUUUUCCUGAUGGGAGAAUUGAACAUAUUUAUGGAUAAAAUCACUUGAUGCGAAGGUUUUUAUCUUUUUCAAACUAACAUUCAAAAUUGAAGUUUUUUUUGGAUUGCUUUUAACCCCUUGCCUUAUGAUUUCUAAUGAUUUUUUAAUGAUUUUUAAUCAUUUUGAACGAGAAACGAUUUCUAAUGAUUACUCAUAGUUUCUGAUGAUUUCUAAUGGUUUCUAAUGAUUUGUAUAUCUAAACAAAGUAAAUUAAAAUUCUUUUGAAAGUUUCAAACUCACAGGUUUAGCAGACCCCCAGCUGUGAUACGAAUGUGAUUCAAAAUUAUAAGGCAAGGAGUUAAACCAAUUAAGAUUGCAAGGAAUUAUCAUUAAUAAUUAUGGAAAUUAUGAUCCAGUAAGGUGGUGAAAUGAAAUUCUCAUAAUGUAUUAUACAAUGUCAAUUGAGCAGAUGAACUGAACAUCUGCAUGAUUCUACUUAAAACAGUAACUCUGUUACCCUAAUAACUCUGAAUGUUGAUUCGUAUGCGAUAUUUAUUCCACCGUAUCCGGUUUUAAAAUAAUAGAUGUUUCGAGUGAUACGUGUUUAAUCGUACGAUGUUCCGAUUAUUCUUUUUCUCUUUUCAUGCUUCCAUGCGGUAUUGUUACCGGCAAUCGAUGUGAAUUUUCUUGAAUUGUUUGCAACCCUCUGGACUGCUAUUUUGAAUAUUUUUCUAUUGUCUCGAUGGAAACUCAAUUAAACAAAAUUUCAGAUGUACGAUAGCGAAAAAUUUACACUGCAAUUCUGAAAAUUUAAUAUUACAAUAAAAAUUAUUUAAUUCGUAACAUUACAAUUUUCUCGAGACAAUAGAAAAGUAUCCUAUUAUAAAAAAUAAAAUUUUUUUUAUUAUAUUAAUUACUCAAAGAUUAUUUAUGUUUGAGGAACAUGUAUUACAAGAUAUCAACAACCGAACAAAGAACAAAUUAUUAAUGCAAAAUAUGUUCACAAACCAAGAAAGAAACCUGCAUAUUUUGAAAGAAAAUAAUAAUUGAAAUACACAUAUGAUUUGUGGAGAAUCAGUUUCAUAAAGAUCUUACAAUACUUUUCAAACUAAUCAAUAUAUAAUAAUGUUUUAUAUUAUUUUACAUUAAUUAACAAUAACAUUUAACAAACUAAUAAAGAAUAGCAGAACAUCGAAUUUUCGAUUUUGAAAGCGAACUCUGCUUUCAUUUUAGAAUUUUAAUUUCAGCAAACCUCUAUGUAACUAAUUAAGUUUUAUACAGUUGAUUAAUUGCUAUACAGAAUAUGGGUGACUAUUUUUUCAGCAGAAUAUGGUAAUAUUUAUGUAACAGAAAAGAUCAGGAAUCGGAAAUUAGGAAAUUAUUCAUUAAUCUAUUAAUUUCCAGAGGAAGAAAAUCAUUCAUUUUCAAGAUACAUGGAAAUUAUUAAACCGGUUAUAUCACGACCGACCCAGCAAGAAAUGUGUUAAGGCAAAUAAGUAUUUCUAAUAUUUAUGAUACUAUAAAUAUUCAUUUGUAAUAUUUAUGGUAUUAAAUAUGUACAAGUUUGGGUAUUAAUGGGUUAAUGGAAUAUAUCCUUCGUGGAAUUUGGCACCAUUCAUAUUUGAAUUCGUGUAAUUUAGGGUAAAUAUGUUUUUAUCGGUGCUCAAACACGAAAAAUCGACUAGAGUCAAUAUUGCACGUUCUGCUAACGUAAUACGACACAGUGGUAACCUCGAGGUAAAUUAUUACGCAAAUCGUUCGUCCUUCCGUUUAGUAAAUUUUAAGCAACGACUUACGAAAGUACCAUUAGGAGAUCCAUGUACGUUAAGUAAACGUGCAAAUUCUCAAACUCUAAUCGAAAUCAAUUAUUCUAACUUGUUAGACUGAUAAUAAAUUGAAUUUCCAGUGUCAGAGAUAUUGAUAUUAAUUUAAUAAAUUUAUUAUUUAAAAAAAAUUAUUUUAAUAAUUUUAAAUUUAUUGCUUUCAUGAAUUUAAUUGAAAUUUUUCUAAAGGCAACCUCGCUUUAAAAAUAUAAUUAGAAACUAUAGAGAGGGUUUGGAGUUUGCACGAUCAUUAUCGGUUAUCAGAGUUCAUUAUUACGUGGGAACAAUAGAUUGUGAAAUAUGUGCGACAGAUUCAAGUACUUGCCCGUAUUAUCUCGAACAUCGAAUGAAUUAAGAGCUUGUCAACUAGUUUAAUAGUAAAAUUUCAUUCGAGUACCUUGUUAAACACAUUUCUGGACCAAUCAAUAAACAAAGGGGGCCAUAAUUUCUUCAUUCCAAUGAUCAAUUUUUUAACAGAAGAAACAGUGAAUUAAUUUUAAAUUUUUUAAAUUUCAUUUUUUCAAAAUGUUUAGUUUCAUUUAUAGAUAUAUUAUAUGAUACUCUCAAAUUUUGGGGACCAAAUACAUACUUUUAAAAGUGCAGCAAAAGCAGCCUCUCUAUUACAAAGUGUAUAUGUACUAUUUAUUUUAUGAAAAUUAUCUCAUCCUUUUUUACACUGUAUUUUAUAAUAAAUUGAAAGCAUGAAAUUUAAAAUGUAUUUAAUGUAAUAUCAUCAAAUGCUCAAGAAAAAAACUUUGAAUGAUUAAAUACGUAAGAGAUACCAUUUGUAUGUAAAUAGAAAUUUCAUAAAAUUCAAUUCAAUUUCCGUAAUAUUUUUCCAAUGAAAAUAUAAAAACUUUCAUUUCAAAUAUCAAUAUUUAAAUAUCGAUACCAGUGAUUAAAAUCAAAUGUUUGCUGAAAAAAGAUAUCAAAUUAUAUAUUCUCUCAAUAUUAAAUGCCAUUACAUAUCAGUAAUAAUAGUUUCAUUAAUAACUACAAAUUAAUCAAUGUAUUUUGUUUCUUAUAUUAACUUGCUGAUUCUUAUAGCAAUUUCAAUUCCAGAGUAUAGAGAUAUUAGGAUACUUAAUGAAGUUACUAAUCUUGAGUCAAUUUCUUUGUUGCAAGUGCCCGGCCAAGAAUCCUGUCGCACGUAUUAAUCGGACCUAAAGUAGAUGAGUAAUACACGUCGUACGUAUCUAUAGAUGACACAUUAUACUAGAUACGAAAGCAAAUCGAUAAUGUAACCUUAGGCACUUACAAUCACCACGAUGAUUCUCGUACUUACAUUCUCAUUGUUUCACUCAUUGAGCCAAACACGAGCGUAAUCAAGGUAUACUGAGUCCCAUCGAAGUUGUCGCAGUGAAGUUGGCUACACAUUCACUAACACAUUCACACCGCGUCGUCGGCACCUCGCCCAUCGGCUCACCGACGCGGCGUGAAUGUGUUAGUGCGCCAACUUCGAUGGAACUCAUUGUACAUAGUAAAGAUAUCAAUCGUUUUAAGCCUAAUUGCCUUUGAAGACCGAUGCUCUAUGACAGGGUUUCUUUGACCCAUAACAAUGUAAUUUUAAUUCUACAUAAAAUCUAAAUUUAAAUAUAAACACUGAAAUAAUGAAAUUGAAAAAUAUGAAAUGUAAAAUUUUAAACAAGCCAACAUACAAUGCUGUUCAUUUAUUAUAAAUUAGUUGGGCAAAGAACUUUGGAACUUUACUAUGUGACUUUGCUCGUGUACUUUCCUACGCUUCAAGUAUCUAUGUAAAUAUUCAUAAUCAACGCAACGUGUUUUCACACGAUCGAAUCGGAACACGAACGAUUUCUCCAACUUCGUCGUAUAUUUUAAUAAAAUCCAAAGCUUAACUAUUUCUUCGACGGAGAAUCUUGCGAUUCGUACGGUUCAUUAAUUUGUACAUAUCAUUGGAAUUUCAAUAAUAAACCUAGAAAAAUAAAGGGUUGGGGUUGGUCUCCACUAGUUAGAAAAAAAUUGAAAAUAUGUUAUUUGUGUUAUCUAAGAAAUUUUCAAAAGAUUAUUUCUUGUAUCUAAAGAAUUUUUUUUUUUAAAUAUCUGUAUCACAUAACAGCUGAAACUUUUCAAUAUUAUACAAUUUUUCCUUAAAUAUAUUUCUAAAAUAAAAAAAUAUCUUUCUGUCCAAGAUUAAAAGAAAAAUGAAACAGUACGAGUUUCAGGAACCAUCGAACAAAAAAUUGAAUGAUGUAUGGAGAAUUUUAAAAACAGUGACUAACAGUCAACGAAGACUUAUAUAUACAUAUAAUAAUAUAUAUAUAUAUAUGAAUGUAUGAUGUAUGUAUCUAUGAAAUAUCUCCUAUAAUCGUACGUACAUCGUAGUGAAGAAAUUUAAUCAAUGGGCUAAAUAAGUGAUAAUAUAUUAUUUUUAUUCUCAAUUGUACAGAAAUAUCAAAUCUCUAUGAAAUGAUGCUUGAAUUUCAAUUUAUAUUGAUAAUUAUCAUACGGGGCUCAUGCUGAUAACUUAUUUCUUAAAUUGAAUAAACAAACUGACAUAAUUGUUACAUGAAAGUUAUUGUUCAAACACUUAAAAAACGAAUCCACAUUAUUUCAAAUUAUUAGUACGCUAUGUCAUGUAGAAAGGAUUCGAAAUUUUAUAUUAUACAACGAAAUAGACAGUGCAAACUUUAUUACCAGAAACUCAUCUUUUGUAAAUAAUAAUCAAUAGAAUUGAAAAGUAUAUUACAGCAUGAGACCUGUAACGAGCAAAGAGAGAUUCAAUUACCUCCAAUCUGCAUCAACCAUAGCUUUAAACAAAGAGACCAAAUAUUGUAAAGAAGAGUUCAUAUUCUCUUACAUGAGGGUCAGUCUUAAGGAAUCCCAGAUUAAUUAACUUUUGCAAGAAGAGUAUAAAAAUAAAAAUGUAAAAGGUACGUUUUAACACUUUGACUGCCAUAGUAAACUUGUCUCAGUAAUUUUAUUUUUAAUUUGUGCGUGUAUGACACUGAUUGAUUAUAAUCAAUUAAUUUUAGAUAUAAUUCUUGAUAAAAACGCAAGUGAAUGUAUUAAAUAUUUAUUUGUAUCAUUAAAAGCUAUUUGUUAUUCGUAUCUGGAUGACACGGCAGUCCAAGUGUUAAAACAACCAUAUUAAAUCUCUGUAUAUAUACAUGUACGGUAGAUUAGAAUUUUGAUCAUGUUGAUCUAACGCAAAUCAGUAAAUACUGCAUCAAACGAUCAUUUGAUCGGCGACGCUUGCACCUAGUUACGCAACUUUUCCAUGAAAUAUUUACAAGUUUGUGAUGGAAAAGCGGCGAAGAAAGGUACGACUCAAAUCCAUAUAACUUUAUUACAGAUUAGAAUUGGCCAUUGGCGUAGAGCCCACACCCAGUGAAAUAUUAUUGAAAAAAAAAGGGACAGAAAAAAAUUGUCAGUUAAUAAAAAUUAAUAUUUGGACCGAGAUAAAUAUGAAAUCAUAUAUAAAACAUAAUAAACCUUGAGACAAAAAUCCUAUAUAUUGUAGUUACACCAAUGAAAGUGAUAAAUAAGCAGAAAAACCAUGAAACGAAAUUUUGCGUUGAAAAAUAUAAAUAAAGUUUCUCAGUUUAAUUCGUAUAGUUGCAUGUAAAUAUAUCAUGUAUGAUUGUCUGUUAAGAAACAUGAAUUGUCUGCGACACAAACAUGAAUUUUUAAUAAAACCGUAUGAUAAGAAAAAUUUUGUUUUUCUCGUUGGAUCGGGCGUAAGGGAGAGAUGGAUAAAGGGAGUGAUGCAACUGCACUUGCACUCGCGUAUAUAUACCAUUGCACGCGCAUGCGCAUGGACAUCCCAAUUUGCGCAAGCGCGUAUGCCUUGCAUUUACCUGCGCAUGAACACGUGCGCAACAAAUAUGCACUCUUAAUUUCAAAAUAAAAACCAAAGGAAGUAAAGCAAUAUAGUACGGUUUAUAUUUUGAAAUCAGCCAUAGUAAAUCUUAUAAGCCGAAUGUCGGCAAACAUCUGAUUAAUCUCGAUAUUAAUAUCUUCAAAAUUAGAAUUUUGAAAAUUCCUCUUUCCCGUCAUUUUUCCUAAAGAAGCCCGCCGUACUCGGUAUUGUGCAUGGAAAAAAGUGUGCUAAUUGGAAAUUACAAUCUUUCAAAAACGAAAUGAAAAGUUCUGUACCAGAAAAUACGUAGCUCAUAUUGAUUACUUCGACUAACGAUCUAUUAUUCAUGUACCUACACGAUCUUACUUGCCAUUGUAUCGUAGCCUUACCUUGAAAAGCACAAAGUUGGAGAUCUAAGGCCACCCGAUUAGAUUAAUUAACGAGCUGUUUCUUUUGUUGUAUGUUUCAUUAACAAACUCAAAUUGUAUUUAAUAAAAAUAAUCGAACAGUGCAAUCACAAAA
This is a messenger RNA of Osmia lignaria (orchard mason bee), 8889 nucleotides long. RefSeq lists its product as uncharacterized. The record is from RefSeq and is a predicted model, not a curated record. NCBI's taxonomy places the organism in Eukaryota, Metazoa, Arthropoda, Insecta, Hymenoptera, Megachilidae. Gene Ontology annotation, molecular function: protein binding.